UUGCUUGCUUCCUUCCGUCCAUUGGUCCUUCUGUCCCCCGACCCUCAGACGAAGAUGAUAGGUUAUCUUUUGAAGAAUUUGCCGUUCGUUGUGUGACUCUCCGAGUUGCCUCGCUUGGCAGGUGGUGCCGACAUUACCUGAUAACAAACGAUCUGUGUGAACUCUCCUCAGUCUUGUAUUAUCGUUGAGUCUCGUUUCCGUCCUUCCGUGCCGUGGAGAGUGCCUCUUGGUUUGACCUUGAUCCUUAUUUCAUUAUCCCACCAUGGGUGAGGGCGAUGAUCCCACCCCGGAGCAAAUCCAGUCCAUUCGUUCUGACUUACAGAUGAAAAUCGAAGAAAUCGGCUCAGGGGACUUCGAUCCCCGAGAUGUUCGGGCUAUUCUUACCAAUGAUCAAUUGGUACAACGCUAUUUCAAACAUGUCUUCGAACAAGGUGGCGAUCAAGAAGAAAAAGCGGUCCAAAUGAUAGUGAACUCUUUGAAGUGGCGAAAAGAAUCAGGCAUUGGAUAUCUCACUCCUGAUGACCUAAGCCAAAGCCUGAAGGAGCGGGGCUCCCUCUAAUCGAAAAACUAUGACAUAGACGGCAAAAAGCUGCUUGUGUUUGACGUCAAGAAACACGUCAAAGGCAAGGAAAAUACGGAUGACAUCCGCAAGUUCUUCUUGUAUCAAGUAGAAAGAAUUGAAAGAGAAGAAAAUGGUGAUUUACUCACUCUUGUUUUCGAUUGUUCUGGAUGUGGCCUUAAGAACAUGGAUCUGGACUUCAUUCAAUACAUGAUUGGAGUCUUAAAAGACUACACACCAUGGAACCUGAAUUAUAUACUAGUUUACGACAUGCCCUGGGUCUUGAAUGCAGCCUGGAAAGUCAUCAAGAGCUGGCUUCCUGCUUCGGCCGUGAAAAAGAUUAAGUUCUUGAACAAGCAAAACAUUGGUGAAUAUGUUAAUAGCAACCAAAGAUUCACCGCUUGGGGAGGAUCUGAUCCCUGGGAAUAUGAGUUCAUUCCGGAGCCAAAGCGUGAAGUAAAAGUAAGCAAAGGAACCACACAAUUAGCAUCAUCUCCGGCAGAUGCUCCAUCAGCACACGAGAUGGCGGUGUGCGACGAGGUCCCCAAAAGUAUUCGGACUGAUAUGAAAAAUUCGCUGUCUCGAGAGAGUUUCAUAAGCAACAAUCUGCCUGUGAGGAAUGACUCAAUUAACUUUCGAUUGAGCCGUGAAAAUAACAAUCUAGGGAUGCUCACCAUCAACCCGCUCUCCGAAAUUGUGUUGAAACGCAAUGAUCAAGGCGACCGUAACGCUCAAAUCCACGUCACCAACACCGCGGGCAAACCUGUGGUGUAUAAAAUCAAAACGACAGCUCCAGACAAGUAUAGAGUUCGUCCAAGCAUGGGUAGCUUGGCUCCAGGAGCCUCCUCGGUUGUGGAAAUAUACGUACCAUCUGCUUUGGUUGGGUCUCCAGAGUCACUAAUCAGAGACAAAUUCCUAAUUACUGCUAUUUCCGUUGAGGACGAACAUUUAGCGCAAUCACAAAUAAUUGAAAUUGUCAAGACCUCCCAACCGGAAGCCCAAUACCGUCUCCGAUGUACCGCACCCGAGGCGAAAGUCGUUUUGACCACCUUGAAUGGUGGUCUUCCAAAUGUGAACGCUACUUUAGUCAAUGGAAAAAGUCAACCACUAGUGGCCCCCGACGUAACCAAGAAGGUGGACAAUCUAAUCAAAAAGAUGACGACCAUAUCAUCGACCAACGAGGAGCUCAAGGAACAAGUGGAGCAGCUUCGGAAAAUGAUCCUGGUCAUUCUGGUUCUGGCUGUGAUUUUAAUUAUAGCAUUGUUUUGGCGAACCCGACAUGUUGGUAGCAAUCCCUGCAUUCCUUCGAAUCACGAUUCGAGCCAUCCAAUGUUCCAUGGAAGUUCGCAAGCCAAUUCCGAGCUCUAGAGCUGGGCAUAAUCAAGAGGGAAUGGAGCCACGAGUGCUUUUUGAGAAUGUUUCAAUGGCCUUGAACCAAAGUGAUUGGGUCGCAUCACAAAAGGAGUGGAAGAAUUGAGAAUGGGAAGCUGUGAUAUGCUCAUCUAGCAAGCCAUCGAGUGCAUUUAAUUGCAUGUCAGUUCCAUUAUUAUAGUCUGAACCAACAAAUUGUUACUUUUGACUGAGAUUAUAUCUGUCGCUUUGAAUGUGACGACUGGAAAAGCCCUUAAAUACAAAUCCGCUUAAAUUCA
Tigriopus californicus is the source of this 2208-nucleotide messenger RNA. Its product is annotated as motile sperm domain-containing protein 2-like. Lineage: Eukaryota; Metazoa; Arthropoda; Copepoda; Harpacticoida; Harpacticidae. The transcript has 9 exons. The record is from RefSeq and is a predicted model, not a curated record.